CUGACCCCCGGUCAAAUUGAGGGAAUGAUAUUCAAUGGACAAUCAAUCAUCAUCGUCGACCAGAAAGUCCUGCGCCUCGACGCGUGGAUCCCGUACCAUCCGGGAGGCCACAAAACAAUCGAGCAUAUGGUCGGGAAGGAUGCGACGGACGAGAUUUCAGUGUUCCACUCAGAGGAAACGCGCCGGCAAAUGGAUCGAUACCAGAUCGGCAGGGUUGAAGGUCGUUGGCAUAACUUCGUGCCACCUAUCCAGGGGGGCUCUUUUCGGCCUUAUCAAGAGACCUCGGAGGCACAAGGAGUGACCAUGAGUCGAGAAGAAUCCGCAAAUGUUUCUCUCGGUCCGGGUGACACAUCGGAUGUAGGCGCCUCAGAACUCAACUAUCGGCGCCUUCCCCAGCAACCUCAGGAAUCUCAAGGGGAAAAACAGGGAGGAUUGGCCUUUCUCGAUACGCAGACUAAAGACGAGGUCACUUUGACACUCACUCGGUAUCCAUCGCUUGAUCUGUCGACUCAAAACAAGAUCAUUGAGAAGUACCGUCAUCUGCAUGACCAAAUCCAGGCCGAAGGCCUGUACCAUUGCAAUUACUCUGCAUAUGCCUGGGAGUUUGGACGCUGUUUUCUACUUGUCAGCAUCAUGCUGCUAUUCCUUCACGCUGGGUGGUAUUGUACUAGUGCCGUUUUCCUCGGGUUGUUCUGGUCGCAGAUGGUUUUUGCCGCCCAUGAUGCUGGCCACAUGGGCAUCACCCAUGAUUUUUUUAUCGACAACUUGAUUGGAAUGAUAAUCGCAGCCCCAAUUGGAGGCUUGUCAUUGGGCUGGUGGAAACGUACUCAUAAUGUCCACCACAUCGUCACCAAUGCCCCGGAACAUGACCCUGACAACCAGCACCUGCCGGUCCUCGCCGUGAAUCACAGAUUUCUCGGGAAUAUCUUUUCCACCUACCAUGGGCGCCUGUUGCCAUAUGAUAAGGCGGCUCAAUUCUUCGUUCAAUAUCAAUCGUACCUCUACUAUCCCAUUCUGAUGUUUGGGCGGUUCAACCUCUACGUGCAAUCUUGGGUCUUUCUCGCGCAAGGCCAAGGCCCCCGAAAAGGCUCUGCGUGGUGGCAUCGCUGGUUUGAGAUUGCAGGAAACCUUGUCUUCUGGCUCUGGUUUGGCUACGGAAUUGUCUACCAAUCCAUUCCGACAGCCUGGAGUCGGGUUGCGUUUGUGAUGGUUAGCCAUAUGGUCACCAUGCCACUCCAUGUCCAGUUUACCCUAUCUCACUUUGCCAUGUCGACAGCCGAUUUGGGUCCGCAUGAGUGCUUUGCCCAGAGAAUGCUCCGAACUACCAUGGAUGUCGAUUGUCCGGAGUGGUUGGAUUUCUUCCAUGGUGGUCUUCAGUUCCAGGCCAUUCAUCAUCUGUACCCUCGGAUUCCCCGACACAACCUCCGACGCACACAGAAGCUCGUCCAACAAUUUUGUCGGGAGGUCAACAUCCCAUAUGCGCUCUAUGGGUUCGUGGGCGGUAACAAGAAGGUAGUGGGCAGUCUUGCGGAGGUGAGUCGACAAGCCGCUAUCCUUGCCAAAUGCCAGCAGACAGUUGCACAAAGAGCGGAUCUGAUCCAUGGCCACUGAACAUUGAGUUGCUUCAGCCUUGGUUGCU
This is a messenger RNA of Aspergillus campestris IBT 28561, 1639 nucleotides long. RefSeq names its product fatty acid desaturase. Gene Ontology annotation, molecular function: oxidoreductase activity, acting on paired donors, with oxidation of a pair of donors resulting in the reduction of molecular oxygen to two molecules of water. Gene Ontology annotation, biological process: lipid metabolic process. Gene Ontology annotation, cellular component: membrane. NCBI's taxonomy places the organism in Eukaryota, Fungi, Ascomycota, Eurotiomycetes, Eurotiales, Aspergillaceae. The transcript is spliced from 2 exons. Bases 25 to 1611 code for a protein of 528 amino acids. The record is from RefSeq and is a predicted model, not a curated record.